Frankliniella occidentalis (western flower thrips) is the source of this 2331-nucleotide messenger RNA. RefSeq names its product synaptic vesicle glycoprotein 2C-like. NCBI's taxonomy places the organism in Eukaryota, Metazoa, Arthropoda, Insecta, Thysanoptera, Thripidae. Gene Ontology annotation, biological process: transmembrane transport. The record is from RefSeq and is a predicted model, not a curated record. Gene Ontology annotation, molecular function: transmembrane transporter activity. The transcript is spliced from 10 exons. The coding region runs from base 619 to 2298 and encodes 559 amino acids.
GCGACUUCUGGGCGACAGUCUCGAGCCGCCAGUGGUCCCAGCAGCGCCUCAUCGCCGACGCCGCCCCGCCCCGUCUGGAGCAGCCAGUCGUCAGCCCCGAUCCGUUUCGCACCCCACAGCAGCCGCGAACGACGAGGGCCAGGACAGAGGACAGAGGGACGCCGACGACGCCUUGAGUCCGAGUGCCGAUGGCGCCCAUCCCGACGGCCUGCCGAGCCCGUGCGCUAUGACCAGUGCCACCAGCUGCUGCUGCAACAGCUGUCUCCGCGUACGCUUUGUCGAGGUGUGGACGCACCGCGACAGGGACGCAAUCUGAAACGCUCGCCGCGUCUCGACCCGGACUGUUUCUAUUUUCUUAACGAACCGCCCAGCUGAGUCUUGAUUUUGGCACGCGAGUCGCGGUCGCGAGUUCCCCGAAAGGGACAGUACGCCCCGAUUCCGAUUUUAAGAGACUGGGCGCCUGGCCGCAUAGUCAGUCUCAGUCGACAGUAGGAUUUAGCAGAAGAAACAAGAAGGAGGACACAGCCAGGGCCUGGCCUGGACCCGGGUGGCUGCUGCUGUCUCUAAAUUGCAGUCUGAUUUCCGCUCCCGCAGAGUGCCAAAACUAGACGAGCUACCAUGAAGGUCACAUCCGGUCGCUGUAAAGGAGAUGGGGCGAGGUUUUCUGAAGCCGUUGAGGCCGCCGGGCACGGCAAGUUCCAGUACCUGGCCUUCAUCACGGCCGGCCUCGUGUACUUCACCUCUGGGAUGGAGAGCGGCAUCAACGCCUACAUCCUCCCCUCCGUCAAGUGCGCCUUCCAGCUCAGCGACUCGCAGAUGGGCAUCCUCAACGCCCUCUUCCUCGGAGGAGGCGCGCUGGCGGCGCACUUGUGGGGCGCGCUGAGCGACGCGUACGGCCGCCGGCUCGUCCUGGUGUGCACCGCGCUGCUGGACGCCGUGUGCAUCGUGGCCUCCACGUUCGCCACCUCCUACUCCCUGUUCGCCGUGCUCCGCCUGUUCGCCGGCAUGCUGAACAUGGCGCCGGCGGGUCUGUCCUUCCUCUACCUGGGCGAGUUCAUCGGGGACAAGCGGCGCUCGUCGUACGCGCAGGCCAUGGGGACCAUGUGGAUCGCGUCCUGGAUCCUGCUGCCCGGCCUGGCCUGGGUCAUCAUCCCGCAGCCCUGGUCCGUGGACGUGCUGGGCGUGCGCCUGGAGUCGUGGCGCCUCUUCAUGGGGCUGCUGCUGGUGCCCAACCUGGUGGCCGCGUCGCUCGCCUUCUACAUGCCCGAGACCCCCAAGUACCUGCAGGCGGCCGGCCGCGAGGACGACGCGCUGCGGGUCUACCGCCGCAUCUACGCCACCAACACGGGCGACCACCCGGACAACUACCCGAUCAAGCGCCUGCGCCUGCCCGUCGCCGCGGCCGCCGCGUCCUCGGCGCACGGCAAGGACGUGCUGCACGUGCUCGCGAGGACCGUCAGGCUCUCCUCGGAGCUCAUCCGCCCGCCCGUGCUCUACCGCACCGCCCUCUGCUGUGUCAUCUACUUCUGCAGCAUGUUUGUAAUGUACGGCUUCGGAUACUGGCUGCCCGAGCUGCUCAGUCGGUUCCAGAUGCACUCCAACGCCCACCCGGGCGAGAGGCACUACGUGUGCGAUGUCAUUCUCGCCGCCGAGACGGGAUCAAACUCCACGCUGGAGCUUGGGGGAAACACGAACUGCGGAGAUUCCUCUGUGGUUGACCCUUCCGCCUUCCUGAACACGGCCAUAGUAAACUGUGCCUCGAUGGGCAUCAACCUGAUCUCCACCGUCUCGACCGGAUACGUGGGUCGACGCACCUUGUCCGCCGCCGCCAACCUCAUGGCUGGACUCGUCGGUUUCGGUCUGUUCUGGGCGUCCGCGACCAUGGAGGUGGUCGCCGUCGCCAUCUUCUUCAACGCCAUGGCCGAGACGGGCUGCAUCGGCAUCAACACCAUGGUCGUUGACAUUUUCCCAUCACGCGUCAGCGGGGUGGGUGUGGCGAGCGUGAUGCUGUCCGGUCGGCUGGGCGGCUCCGUCGGCAACCUGGCGAUGGGUUACCUGCUGGAGCACUCCUGCGUGUUGCCCCUCACGCUACUGUUUGGCACAGCCAUCGUGUGCGGUGUUCUUUGCUGCUUGGCGCAUCGGCGUUAUGCCGAGGACGACGACAAGGUACCGGCCGCGCAAGGGGAGCAGACCAUGGCCAACAAGACCAAGGAAGACGUCGUGGUCGUUUUGAAAGCACCUGCACAGACUCAGGCAGCAGUGCAAGAGCUGCCCGCCUUACAGGCAAACCACAUCUAAUCGAAUCAAAUAAACUGUUUACGGAAACUGAAA